Molecule: messenger RNA, 2441 nt
Organism: Arabidopsis arenosa
Lineage: Eukaryota; Viridiplantae; Streptophyta; Magnoliopsida; Brassicales; Brassicaceae
Source: the annotation of a GenBank genome assembly
GAUUAUCACUGACUCUUCCAAAUUUGAUUUCGCAAGCUGACUCUCUGAAGCCAUGGCGAUUCUGCUCAGAUCAAUUCUCAAAAACGAAACUUUGUUUAAAGCUCUCUCGAAACCUCAGUUUGUCUCGCCUUUGAUUGUCUCCAGAAACUUUACAUCGGAAGAAGCUCAUAAGAAGCCACUCUCUGUUUUCUUCGAAGAGGCUGUUGGAUUGAGACCCAAAUCAGAAACGAGCGAAAUCGAAGAAGAGGGCAACGAAUUGAAGAGAAAGCUUUUGGAAUUGGAGAGGAAACUCAUUGAACUGAAGAAAUCGGAACCUGUGAGAAAGAAGAAACAGAAGGGGAGGAUUGUGAUAUCAGAGAAAACAGAGCAAAACGAGAAAAGAAAUAAUCUUUACAAGUUGUUUAAGGGAGAUGAAGAGAAGGAGAUGAAGAAACAUAGUAGGGAAAAGGAGGACGUGAUUAGGGUUUAUAAGGAGCUUCCUAUAGAGAUGGUUUCGUUUGUGAGGCUUUUGCAUAAAGAAGGGUAUUUGAACAAGGCUAAUUUCAUCACUGGAGAAAAGUUGGAUAUGGGGAAUCUUGAUGAAGAGUAUGCUAGAACUUUUGUUAAGUUUGCUGCCGAAAGAUUUGGAAAGGAUUACCAGGAAAUAGCAAAGUGGUUAUCAGGUAGCGACCUGAAGACGAUUGUGCUCUUUGGUUGCCCGAGUUUGGAAAAAAGGGCGGUAUUCGCUGCUAAAACAUUGCGCAACUUUUUUGAUAUCCAUGAGAAUAAUGUGUGUGAGAAAUGCGUGUUAAAAGAGAAGUGCAAGUUUCCAAACCAGAGUGUAUGGGAUGGCAAAACAAAGCACUUGCACUUGUCUGUUGUGAUGAAAGUCAUCACACUAUAUCCAUUGGACUUGACUCAUCCGAAGCUACAAGUUCCUCAAGAGUCCUUUGAUGAAUUCUCCGAGUUUGUCUCGCAUGUGGAUUUGAAUACCGAAGAAACAAUGUCUGUGGAAAGAUCUUUUGAAGCUUGGGAAGAAGUUCAGAGACAUGGACAAGACUUAGCUGACAGACUUGCUCAGGGUUUUAACGGUUUGGUUCAAAUCAACCCACCUUCAUUUCCAUGGCCAAAUCAUCAUAAUUCGAAGCUAUUCGAUCUUGAGUUCUCAGGUCAGCAUUUCGGGAUUAAGGAUUCUAAGUUUUCCAUCCACCAACCCAUCGAUGGCGUUUCGGCUAUUCUUGAUAUUGGGAACAAGAUUGGUCAAGCUGGUGUUGAUUUUGGCGCUGGAUUGAAUGUGAUGGUUCAGCAAUUCUUCAGAAGGUUACCUGUACCGUUCCGACAUGACGAGAACCCGUCUGUUUUUACUGAGAGAGAUACUGUCAGGAGGAGCCAUAAGGCUUAUGUUGACACAAAAGAGGACUCAAGGCUUUCUAAGACAGAUACUGCUUCCUCUGUUACUGUGUCUGAGGAGAAAGUUACAGAAUUCGAUUUAAGGACUAUUGGAUUACAUAGGAGACCAAAGGGAACGGUUGAGCUAUCAUCAAGUUAUGAAAGUAGAACAAGUGAUAUGGAACAUUCGUUAGCAGCCAGGGGAGAUCUUUGGAGAGUAGAAGCUUCUACUUCAAGUUCCCCUGCAAGAGAUGAUAGCUCAUCUCUCUUUCUACUCCAGCUCGGACCUCUGCUAUUUCUGCGCGAUUCAACUCUUCUUUUACCUGUUCAUUUAUCAAAGCAACACAUACUCUGGUACGGGUAUGAUAGAAAGAAAGGUAUGCAUUCACUGUGUCCAGCUUUGUGGUCAAAGCAUCGAAGAUGGCUUAUGAUGUCAAUGCUCUGCCUCAAUCCUUUAGAUUGCUCAUUUGUAGACUUGCAGUUCCCAAAUGGACAAUUAACAUAUGUAUCUGGUGAGGGAGUGACGACUAGUGUCUUUGUUCCUUUAUGCGGCGGUCUUCUUCAAGCGCAAGGUCAAUAUCCAGGGGAGAUGAGAUUUAGUUUCUCUUGCAAGAGUAAACAGGGAACACGAAUCACACCAAUGGUAAAUUGGCCUGACAAAUCAUUCGCAUUGGGUGUUUCUCAAGCCUUGGCUUGGCGUAGGUCCGGUCUCAUGUUGAAACCUGCAAUUCAACUUAGCGUGUGCUCUACAUUUGGUGGAAGCAAUCCCGGGAUUAAAACCGAAGUUAUUCACUCGUUGAAUGAUCACAUCAAUAUGAUAUGUGGCUGCGCAUUCACAGCUCAUCCUUCAGCAUUUGCAUCUGUUUCACUUGGCCGGUCCAAGUGGAAUGGGAACAUUGGACGAACAGGAAUAGUUGUUAGAGCUGAUACUCCUCUUCCAAAUGUUGCUCGACCUUCUUUCUCCAUUCAGAUUAACAAUGCUUUCGAGUUCUGAAAAUAAGUAAGGGCAAGUUUUUGGUUUGUGUAGUCUCGUCAAAAGGCUGAACUGUAUAUAGUAAAUCAAACUCGUCAAU